GAAAGGAAGUUUUCUAUACAAGAAUGCUUCUCGGUCUCGGAGGUAAUUACACGGUCUGAUAGCCCAAAGGGACAUUGAGUGGUGCGCUAACUCUGCAUAUGUAUUUGAGCCCUCUGUAUUGCUCCAGAUCUUCAUUAGUUAGGCCUGCUACCUGGAUAUCAGAUGAAUAGGGUUGCUAAUCUGGUCGCCGCAGUGAGUGCCAUGUUGAAUGUGUGUGAGAUUGACAUGCUUGCAUCUGUUUUGGGGGACUGACCAUGUUUCAUAUGCUGGCUAGUUGGUAUUGGCAAGGACAUCGAAGUUUAUGACUGUUGUUUACUCAGAUUGAUCAUGCUGUCGACAACGUCAGCACUCGUUUUGGUUUUAGCUCAAUGGACCCAGAUUGUGGCAUAUAUUGGUUAACUUGGGAGACAGUUUGAACUGCAGAGGCUUGUUUUGGUCGUAGAAUGCUGUUUUGGGCCUAGGGUGAAGCUUCCUGUCAUCCUGUGCAACCAAGUUCAGUUUGGUGCUUCCGGCACAGCUGCUGUAGAGAGUAAAAAAAUAAUUUGCUAUCUGAUAAUUGGCUGCUGCUUGCACAAUCAAAACUGUCCAAACACACUCCAAAUUUAAACACAUUGUGAUUCAGCUUGGUUGUUCGACUGACUCAUGUUAUUGAUGACUCAACCAACAUGGAACAUCUGCAGUUUAAAUAACAUCCUUUUUCCUUCAUCUUGCUCUCGAAUGCUGUUCUGUGGUGUACAUCGUUUAUGGGAACUUGUAUCCAAACUGCUUCAAGCAUAAGCUGAAGCAUGGUUCUUAAGGCGCUAAGGCGAGAUAAGGCGCUGGACCACCGCCUAGACGCCUAGGCGAUGCCUAAGCGACGCCUAAGGCGAUGCCUAAGCGACGCCUAAGGCGAUGCCUAAGCGACGCCUAAGGCGAGCAAGGCGACGCCUUAUCAACCUGAGAAUCAGCAAAACAACCCCAUGAAGGAGGAAGAAAAAGAAAAAAGGAGAAGGAAGGGGUAGGAGGCCCAGCCCACCAGCCAGCCCAUAUAGUCCUUUUUCUGGCAACCCUAGGUUGCCUCUCUCCCCCACCAUUCAGCUGCUGCUGCCCCCGAUUUCGCCGCCGCCGCCUCAGCUUCGCCGCCGCCGCCGACGAUUUGGACGCUGCCUCCAACGAUUCGGAUGUCGCCGCCCUGGAUUUGGCCUCCGAUGCAGCCUCCGCCGCCCUGGAUUUGGCCUCCGCUGCUCCCGAUUCGGCGUUGCCACCCCGAAACGGCGCCGCCCCUUCCCCUUCCCCUCUGCCCUAUGCCCUCCCUCUUGCUGAUUUUUUACCUAGGCGACGGGGACGCCUUGGAUCUUUCGGGCGCCUGGACGCCUAGGCGACGCCUUUAAAACAAGGAGCUGAAGACUGAACUCAUGGUUCACAAAAUGGUAUAUGUGUUACUUAACUCUUACAGGGUGAACUACACUGGACCAGUUUGUGCCGUUCUUGAUAAGUAUGGUUUUGACUAGACCAGCUUUGGUCCAGUCCCUAUCUCCCAGAAGUAUCCACAUAAAAAGAAAAGCUAGUAAUAUCUAGCCUGCAUGUUGCUUUUGUUUGUUUAUUCACUAUGCCAGCCCUGUAUUUUAUCUCUAGAGCAGUCUCUAACAUAUCUUCUGUCCCUAAGGAGAUUUAUGAUGAUUUAUCUCAGAAGGAUGUGGAAAGCCUGAGUGGGAGGACACUAUCUAGUGCCAAUACUACAGCUAUUGGUCCCGCUUCUGCAGGAGGCGCAAAAGCCAACUCUAGUUGGAAGCUAAAGUCUGUUGUUACUCUUGCAUUGACAUUGCUAACAAGUUCUCAGGCAAUAUUAAUUGUGUGGUCAAAAAGAGCUGGAAAAUAUGAAUAUAGUGUCACAACAGCUAAUUUUUCGGUGGAGGCUUUAAAAUGCCUUCUAUCACUAGCUGCUCUUUUUAGGACGUGGAACUGCCAUGGUGUCACUGAUGAUAAUAGAUUAACCACAUCUUUUGAUGAAGUUGGUGUAUAUCCGAUUCCUGCUGUUCUUUACAUGGUAAAGAACUUAUUGCAGUACUAUAUCUUUGUCUACGUGGAUGCACCAGCUUAUCAAAUCUUGAAGAACCUAAAUAUCAUCAGCACAGGUGUUUUGUACCGCAUCAUUUUGAAGAAAAAGCUAAGUGAAAUUCAGUGGGCAGCAUUUGUUCUUCUAUGUGCUGGUUGCACAACAGCUCAACUUAAUCCUUCGUCUGACCAUGUGCUUCAAACUCCUAUUCAAGGUUGGAUGAUGGCAAUUGUGAUGGCUCUUUUGAGUGGUUUUGCUGGGGUGUAUACAGAAGCUAUCAUUAAAAAACGGCCAUCAAGAAACAUCAACGUGCAGAACUUUUGGCUAUACAUAUUUGGGGUGAUCUUCAAUCUAGUUGCAAUUUGUGUUCAGGAUUAUGAUGCAGUCAUGAAUAAAGGCUUUUUCCAUGGGUAUUCAUUCAUCACAGUUUUGAUGAUUCUGAACCACGCACUGAGUGGAAUUGCUGUUUCAAUGGUGAUGAAAUAUGCUGAUAACAUAGUCAAGGUCUAUUCAACUUCAGUUGCAAUGCUUCUGACAGCAGUUGUAUCUGUCUUCUUGUUCAACUUCCAUUUAUCCCUCGCAUUCUUCCUUGGAUCCACAGUUGUUUCCGUCUCAGUGUACCUGCACUCAAUUGGAAAACUUCAACCACAGAAAUAAGGAUUGGUGAAGAUGGAAUAUGGGAUUCAUUAUCGGUGUUUGGUGCUUUGAGGCUAUAAGAAAAGCUUCAGUGGAGAUGAGAUUUGAUUGCAUAGUUGUGAAAGUUAGUAGGUGGUCAAAGUAAGAACCAGAAAUGUAUUUUUGGAGGGGUUCUAGCUAUUAUCCGGUCUAGUUUUUGUUCUAUUCUAUCAAGUCGAGUUCGUUGAUCGCUAACCGCAUCCGUGCCUAGUUUUUGAUAUAUCAAACGCACAUUUAUUGUAAUGCUAGUAUUUUGAAAUACUAGGUAGUACCCAAUUGUUGUAUGGAGCUAGUUGUCUUUUCAUUCUAAUGUAUAGAAUUACCAUUCUUUUUACCA
Messenger RNA from Zea mays, 3047 nucleotides. Its product is annotated as UDP-galactose translocator. The coding region runs from base 1589 to 2692 and encodes 367 amino acids. NCBI's taxonomy places the organism in Eukaryota, Viridiplantae, Streptophyta, Magnoliopsida, Poales, Poaceae. Gene Ontology annotation, cellular component: Golgi membrane. The transcript is spliced from 16 exons. The record is from RefSeq and is a predicted model, not a curated record. Gene Ontology annotation, biological process: pyrimidine nucleotide-sugar transmembrane transport. Gene Ontology annotation, molecular function: pyrimidine nucleotide-sugar transmembrane transporter activity.